AUGUCGUCAGACAAUGUAGGAAACGUCAAGUUUGAGCGAGUUCAUCACAUCGCAGGUAAAGGUUCACCUCGACCAAUCAUCGCCAGAUUCCACGACUACAAGCAAUGCCAGGAUAUACGAAAGCAUUCCGGAGAACUGAAAGGCACUGGAUUCGUCCCAGCCCUAGAUGUACCAUUUGAGGAAUUGAAGAAUGGAGAGUUUAACUUGAUAUAUUCUCACCCUGAAGCCUUAAUGAAAACCAAAUUUUCCAGACUUCUGCGAUCCAAAUUGUAUCAAUAUCUUGUCUGCGGAAUAGUUAUUGAUGAAGUCCAUAUUGUUUCAGAGUGGGGAGAUGAAUUCCGUCCUGCAUUUAAGAGAUUAGGUGAACUGGUCUGUGUGUUUGACAAGGCUUUCCAUUUAAUGCUAACUGCAACAGCAUGCAACUCCCAAAUCUAUUGAAACUAUCACAAAACAAAUUUGAAAACUCCAGCAGUGAUAUCUGAAAAUGUGGAUCGACCAAACAUUUCCCUGGAGAUCAGAAACAGAUUGCCAAAUAUUAAAAAGUUUGAAAAAUAUGAUGACUUGAUUGAGCUCGUUGCAUCAGAACUGAAGGAAAAGAAGCAUUCCUUCCCCGUCACCAUAAUGUAUGUCGAAAACUUGGAAGCCAUGGGAUACUUUUUUCAAUACACCUCUCACGAACUUCAGGAAGAUGCGUAUGAUGGGGAAAAAAUUCCACAAAACAGAAUAUUUGCCCAAUAUCACAAGGACUAUCCAGAGUCAAUGAAACAUGUUACCAUGCAGGAACUCACAAAACAGGAUCCAAAGAUACAAUUAGUCCUGGCGACUGUCGCCCUUGGAAUGGGAGUGAAUGCACCAAAUGUUGUGCGUGUUAUUCAUUGCAGACCACCAACUACCUUAGAAAAAUACCUACAGGAAAUUGGACGGGCAGGGCGUCUUGGACAACCAUCUGCAGCAAUUAUGUACUUUAACAACAAUGACAUAGCGAAAAACAGGAAAGGAAUGGCAGAAGAAAUGAUAAAGUACUGCACUCUCAAAAGUUGUUUAAGACUCAUGUUGGUAAAUCACUUGCGAUUUGAUAGUGUUGUUUUCUCAGGCCAAAAGGGAGAUUGCUGCUCAAACUGUAAGGAACUGUUCAGUACGUGUACAUGAUGAUUUAGUUGUACAGUAGCAGAAU
This is a messenger RNA of Mizuhopecten yessoensis (Yesso scallop), 1174 nucleotides long. RefSeq names its product ATP-dependent DNA helicase Q-like SIM. Gene Ontology annotation, biological process: double-strand break repair via homologous recombination. Gene Ontology annotation, molecular function: four-way junction helicase activity; 3'-5' DNA helicase activity. Gene Ontology annotation, cellular component: cytoplasm; nucleus; chromosome. The record is from RefSeq and is a predicted model, not a curated record. NCBI's taxonomy places the organism in Eukaryota, Metazoa, Mollusca, Bivalvia, Pectinida, Pectinidae. The transcript has 3 exons.